Molecule: messenger RNA, 2927 nt
Organism: Mustela erminea (ermine)
Lineage: Eukaryota; Metazoa; Chordata; Mammalia; Carnivora; Mustelidae
Gene: XPNPEP1
Product: X-prolyl aminopeptidase 1
Exons: 19
Coding region: 123-1958 (611 amino acids)
Molecular function (GO): metalloaminopeptidase activity
Source: RefSeq, a predicted model, not a curated record
GGGCGUGGCCGCCCGGCUCGCGCGCGUGCAGUGUGCACGCCGGCCUCGCUCCUUCCUGCUCUUCCUAGGGUGAUCAGCUGGUCUGCGCUCCCCUGACGUGGGCCGGGGCACGUCACCGCCGAAUGGCAGCCUCCAGAAAGGCACCGCGAGUAAGGGCGAAUCACCAGGAUUUUCAGCUGAAAAAUUUAAGAAUAAUUGAGCCUAACGAGGUGACACACUCAGGAGACCCAGGUGUGGAAAGAGAGGGCGGAAUGGCUCCAAAGGUCACUUCUGAGCUGCUUCGGCAGCUGAGACAAGCCAUGAGGAACACGGAAUAUGUGGCCGAACCGAUCCAGGCCUACAUCAUCCCGUCGGGAGAUGCCCACCAGAGCGAGUACAUUGCUCCGUGUGACUGUCGGCGGGCCUUCGUCUCUGGAUUUGACGGCUCUGCGGGCACGGCCAUUGUCACGGAAGAGCACGCGGCCAUGUGGACUGACGGACGCUACUUUCUCCAGGCGGCCAAGCAGAUGGACAGCAACUGGACGCUCAUGAAGAUGGGUCUGAAGGACACACCAACUCAGGAAGACUGGCUGGUGAGUGUACUUCCUGAAGGAUCCAAGGUUGGUGUGGACCCACUGAUCAUUCCUACAGAUUACUGGAAGAAGAUGGCCAAGGUUCUGAGAAGUGCAGGCCACCACCUUAUUCCCGUCAAGGAGAACCUGGUGGACAAAAUCUGGACAGACCGCCCUGAGCGCCCGUGCAAGCCCCUCCUCACACUGGGCCUGGAUUACACAGGCAUCUCCUGGAAGGACAAGGUUGCGGACCUUCGGCUGAAAAUGGCUGAGAGGAACGUCGUGUGGUUUGUGGUCACUGCCCUGGAUGAGAUUGCAUGGCUGUUCAAUCUCCGAGGGUCAGAUGUGGAGCACAAUCCGGUGUUUUUCUCCUAUGCAGUCAUAGGAUUGGAGACGAUCAUGCUCUUCAUUGAUGGUGACCGCAUAGAUGCCCCCAGUGUGAAGGAGCACCUGCUGUUUGACUUGGGCCUGGAAGCUGAAUACAGAAUCCAGGUGCUUCCCUACAAGUCCAUCCUGAGCGAGCUCAAGGCGCUCUGUGCCAAUCUCUCCCCAAGGGAGAAGGUGUGGGUCAGCGACAAGGCCAGCUAUGCCGUGAGCGAGGCCAUCCCCAAGGACCAUCGAUGCUGUAUGCCUUACACUCCUAUCUGCAUCGCCAAAGCUGUGAAGAAUUCUGCCGAAUCAGAAGGCAUGAGGCGAGCCCACAUUAAAGAUGCUGUUGCCCUCUGUGAACUAUUCAACUGGCUAGAGAAAGAGGUGCCCAAAGGUGGCGUGACCGAGAUCUCAGCUGCUGACAAAGCCGAGGAAUUUCGCAGGCAACAGGCUGACUUCGUGGACCUGAGCUUCCCGACGAUUUCCAGUACGGGACCCAAUGGCGCCAUCAUUCACUACGCGCCAGUCCCUGAGACGAAUAGGACGUUGUCGCUAGAUGAAGUGUACCUGAUCGACUCGGGAGCCCAAUACAAGGAUGGCACGACAGAUGUGACACGGACCAUGCAUUUUGGGACCCCCACAGCCUAUGAGAAGGAAUGCUUCACAUAUGUCCUCAAGGGCCACAUAGCUGUGAGUGCAGCCGUUUUCCCGACUGGAACCAAAGGACACCUUCUUGACUCGUUCGCCCGCUCAGCUUUGUGGGAUUCUGGCCUGGAUUACCUGCACGGAACGGGACACGGUGUUGGAUCCUUUCUGAAUGUUCAUGAGGGUCCUUGUGGCAUCAGUUAUAAAACAUUCUCUGAUGAGCCCUUGGAGGCCGGCAUGAUAGUCACUGAUGGGACGAUGAGCGAGGCUGUCUGUCUCUGGAGCCAAGAAUGUGCCAUUCUGGAGCCAACAUGGAGCUUCCUCCCCCUGAUACCAGAGAGUCUCCUGGAAAUCACUGUCUUCUGCAGAAGCCAGAAGGAAACUCUGGAAUGAACUGGGAUCCGGAACUGGAAUUCCUGGGGUGCCAGGCAGGCCUCUGCCUGAUGAGAUUUGGGGCUCCUUGUCAUGAUGCUUCCUCUACGUCAGGGGGACACGUGCUGGGGGUGGGGGAGGUGCAGGGCCAGGGCCAGGGCCUGGAAACUGUAUUUUCAACAAAUGCUUCAGAUGAAUUCUGUCAGGUAAAGCUGAGGGGCCCGGUGGGUCAGGCCCCAUAGGCUCGUGAUUAGACAGGUCUGUUUCCUUCCGGAAGACAGGCACUUCACUUUCUCCCCUUCACCGUUACCAAGAGGUGCCAGGGCUAGGCUUUAACUAGAGACCCGUUCACUCCUCUUCUGUGGGUAGUGGUGGAGAUCGAAUAGUUGGAGGCAAGUGGCUUCCUCAGCCUGCAGGCUUCUGUUCUCUGCUUCCAUAUCGAAGUCACCAUCCUUGAGAGUGGCCUCUCCCCUCACUCCCAGAGGCCUUGCCAGGAGCAGAGACCAAGCACACUCUCAGGUGCCCUGGCCAUUCUGUACUAUGUAGAAUGGACAAACCUGUUAUCUGUCACCAGAUGGGACUGGCGGUUCGAGGGAGGACACAUGAUUAACUGUUAAAUAAAAGUGAUGUUGGGGACUUACACUCUAGUAGAUUCUGGAACCAAAAGCACUGAUGCCCCUUGUCUAGACACCGCCAUGCUCUGCUCCUACUGCUUCUCCAUCACAGUGGACGUUAGCCUGGGGACCUACUGCUUAGAGACCCUCGGCUUUUCCCGAAGGCAGCUGUUGACACAGUGGGGCAGCUCCAGGAUGGUGGCUUCAGCUGGGUUCAUUGUGCCUCCUGGGCCAACUGGAGAUGCCGACCAGCAAACCCUGUUUUGGUUCCCAGUCAAACACCUGGCCCUGGGGGGUGGUCAUGUCUGGUGGGAAUGACUUCAUGGUGUCUCUCUGUGGUAAGAGAGGAGUAAAAGAUUCUGUUUUCUUCCUUUUC